GCUUCUCCCGGCUCCUGUCAGUGCGGUGACUGCGCUGGGAAACAUGGCGACCGAGGGAAUGAUCCUCACUAACCACGACCACCAAAUCCGGGUUGGAGUCCUCACAGUGAGUGAUAGUUGCUUCAGAAAUCUUGCAGAAGAUCGCAGUGGGAUAAAUCUCAAAGAUCUCGUACAAGAUCCUUCUUUGUUGGGUGGGACUAUAUCAGCAUACAAGAUAGUACCAGAUGAAAUAGAAGAAAUCAAGGAAACCCUGAUAGAUUGGUGUGAUGAAAAGGAACUUAAUUUGAUAUUAACAACUGGAGGAACAGGGUUUGCACCACGAGAUGUCACUCCAGAGGCCACAAAAGAAGUAAUAGAACGGGAAGCACCAGGGAUGGCCCUGGCAAUGCUGAUGGGAUCACUUAAUGUUACACCUCUGGGCAUGCUCUCUAGGCCUGUAUGUGGAAUCAGAGGGAAAACUCUCAUAAUUAACUUGCCAGGUAGCAAGAAAGGAUCUCAGGAAUGCUUUCAGUUCAUACUACCAGCCCUACCUCAUGCCAUUGACCUUUUACGUGAUGCCAUUGUAAAAGUAAAGGAAGUUCAUGAUGAACUUGAAGAUUUACCUUCCCCGCCACCACCUCUUUCCCCUCCUCCCACAACUAGCCCCCAUAAACAGACAGAAGACAAAGGGGUUCAAUGUGAGGAAGAGGAAGAAGAGAAGAAAGAUAGUGGUGUUGCUUCAACAGAAGACAGUUCUUCAUCACAUAUAACCGCAGCAGCCAUUGCAGCCAAGAAGCAUCCAUUCUACACCAGUCCUGCUGUUAUCAUGGCACACGGUGAGCAGCCCAUCCCUGGUCUCAUCAGUUAUUCCCAUGAUGCAACAGGCAGUGCAGAGGAACCGAUUCCAGACUCCAUCAUUUCUCGUGGCGUUCAGGUGCUCCCACGAGACACAGCCUCCCUCAGUACUACUCCUUCGGAAUCUCCCCGUGCUCAGGCUACAUCUCGCCUUUCUACAGCUUCCUGCCCGACACCAAAAGUCCAGUCCAGGUGCAGCAGCAAGGAGAACAUUCUCAGAGCCAGUCACAGUGCUGUCGAUAUCACCAAGGUGGCUAGAAGACACCGUAUGUCUCCUUUUCCUCUAACGUCUAUGGACAAAGCCUUUAUCACAGUCCUGGAGAUGACUCCGGUGCUUGGGACAGAAAUCAUCAACUACCGAGAUGGAAUGGGGCGAGUCCUUGCUCAGGAUGUAUAUGCAAAAGACAACCUACCCCCUUUCCCAGCAUCAGUAAAAGAUGGCUAUGCUGUCCGAGCUGCUGAUGGCCCAGGAGAUCGUUUCAUCAUUGGAGAAUCCCAAGCUGGUGAACAGCCAACUCAGACAGUAAUGCCAGGACAAGUCAUGCGGGUUACAACAGGUGCUCCAAUCCCCUGUGGUGCUGACGCAGUAGUGCAAGUGGAAGAUACUGAACUGAUCAGGGAAUCCGAUGAUGGCACUGAGGAGCUUGAAGUACGAAUUCUGGUGCAAGCUCGGCCAGGCCAAGAUAUCAGACCCAUUGGCCAUGAUAUUAAAAGAGGGGAAUGCGUUUUGGCCAAAGGAACCCACAUGGGCCCCUCAGAGAUUGGUCUUCUGGCAACUGUAGGUGUUACAGAGGUUGAAGUUAAUAAGUUUCCAGUGGUUGCAGUCAUGUCAACAGGGAAUGAGUUGCUAAAUCCUGAAGAUGACCUCUUACCAGGAAAGAUUCGAGACAGCAAUCGUUCAACCCUCUUAGCAACAAUUCAGGAACAUGGUUACCCCACAAUCAACUUGGGAAUUGUGGGAGACAACCCAGAUGACUUACUCAAUGCCUUGAAUGAGGGUAUCAGUCGUGCUGAUGUCAUCAUCACAUCAGGGGGUGUGUCCAUGGGUGAAAAGGACUAUCUCAAGCAGGUGCUGGACAUUGAUCUUCACGCCCAGAUCCAUUUUGGCAGGGUUUUUAUGAAACCAGGCCUGCCAACGACAUUUGCAACUUUAGAUAUUGAUGGUGUAAGAAAAAUAAUCUUUGCACUACCAGGGAACCCUGUGUCCGCCGUGGUCACCUGCAACCUCUUUGUUGUGCCUGCGCUGAGAAAGAUGCAAGGCAUCUUGGAUCCUCGGCCGACCAUCAUCAAAGCCAGGUUAUCAUGUGAUGUAAAGCUGGAUCCUCGCCCAGAAUACCAUCGGUGUAUACUGACUUGGCAUCACCAAGAACCACUACCUUGGGCACAGAGUACAGGUAAUCAGAUGAGCAGCCGUCUGAUGAGCAUGCGCAGCGCCAACGGAUUAUUGAUGCUUCCUCCAAAGACAGAGCAGUACGUGGAGCUCCACAAGGGCGAGGUGGUGGACGUCAUGGUCAUCGGACGGCUAUGACGGUCGCCCGUGGGAGAAAGCUUUGAUGCAUGUCCGCAUAUCAUUGACUGUAUCCUGUAAUAUGCAACGGCACAGCUAGUUUUUCUGAUUUGGAUAAAAGUUAAUCUGUAUAGUCAACAUCUUGAACUAUAUUUCAAAAGAAUUUAAAUACCUUUUAAAGAAAAAAACACCUAAAAAUAAAUCUUAACAGACAACUCUAUUCUGAUUAUAUCAAAGCAAAUUUUUCCUUUCUUGCAAAUUGCUUUGUGUGUUCAAUGCUAGGUCUGAUAGCGAUAGCUUUUAGUAGACAGCAGUAGGUGCCUGCAGAACUUGUGUUUUUCUCAUCUUUAAAAUACAACUACUUAUGCUCUUAAAUCAAGGCUGUCUGCUUAUUUAUACUAGCGUAGGCAACACUUGGAUUUCCCUUCUUAGUAUGCUUCAUAACUGCUUUACAGAGAGCUUCUGCUUGUUCUUUAUCAUGUAUCGUGUUUAUGUGCACAGUGCCAAACAAAGAGUGACCGGGAGGCGGCCCUGCCCGGCCUCAAGGAGAGCCAUCCCCGCAGAGUGUCCGGGGAGGAGCCUCUCUCAUCCCAGUAGCCUCGUGGCACAGUACUCUUGGGCAGUAACUGGAUACCUUUUAUUUGAACAAACAAACUGGGGGAAAAAAAUGCUUCCUUAAGUGCUGACAGCCUUUUUAACCAAUACAUUUAAAAUUGUACAGAACAAAAAAUAAAAUCAAAGACUGAUCUUGUACAGAUAUUAGUGUUACCAGCAUUCAUGUGGAAAUCAAGAGCAAAGAAAAAACAAUGUUAAACAACUCUGUACCAUAACAUUUUCUGUAAUGAUACUGAAACUUAAUGAAUAAAAAAAU
Budorcas taxicolor (takin) is the source of this 3212-nucleotide messenger RNA. RefSeq names its product gephyrin (gene GPHN). Bases 44 to 2362 code for a protein of 772 amino acids. NCBI's taxonomy places the organism in Eukaryota, Metazoa, Chordata, Mammalia, Artiodactyla, Bovidae. Gene Ontology annotation, biological process: gamma-aminobutyric acid receptor clustering; Mo-molybdopterin cofactor biosynthetic process; molybdenum incorporation into molybdenum-molybdopterin complex. Gene Ontology annotation, cellular component: cytoplasm; cytosol; postsynaptic specialization. The transcript is spliced from 23 exons. The record is from RefSeq and is a predicted model, not a curated record. Gene Ontology annotation, molecular function: molybdopterin molybdotransferase activity.